AUGGGGGAGUCAGCGAGGAAACUCCACCUCCUGCAAGACCUCCUAGUCGCCGCCGCAGCACCCAUCCUCGCAUACUUCCUCUUCCGCCAGAUCCUCUCCCGCUUCGACCCCGACGCGCCGCAGAAAGAAGAAGCCCGCUCAAAAGCCGACGCCGCAUCCCGCAAGCUCGAAGGGAUAUUAGCCAGCAAAGAGAGCAUAGACGAUGACGAUUUUGAGGACGACGACCGGUGGCGGCGGCCGCGGAAGGAGGACUUGGUGCUCACGCCGUACGAGCAGACGAUAGCGAUGGAGGUCGUCGCGCCGGACGAGAUACCCGUGUCAUUCGAAGACAUCGGCGGCCUCAGCACCAUAAUUGAAGAGCUAAAAGAAUCCGUAAUCUACCCCCUCACCCUCCCACACCUCUACUCCUCCCACUCCUCCCUCCUCUCCGCCCCCUCCGGUGUCCUCCUCUAUGGCCCCCCCGGCUGCGGCAAAACUAUGCUCGCCAAAGCCCUGGCCCAUGAAUCCGGCGCCUGCUUCAUAAACCUGCACAUCAGCACGCUCACCGAGAAGUGGUACGGCGACUCCAACAAGCUGGUGGCCGCCGUCUUCAGCCUCGCGCGCAAGCUGCAGCCCGCGAUUGUGUUCAUCGACGAGAUCGACGCUGUCCUUGGGACGAGGAGGAGUGGCGAGCACGAGGCGAGCGGCAUGGUAAAGGCGGAGUUCAUGACGCACUGGGACGGGCUCAGCAGCGCGAACCGCGCGGGUACGCCCCAGCGCAUCUGCAUCCUCGGCGCCACGAACCGCAUCCAGGACAUCGACGAGGCGAUCCUGCGACGGCUGCCUAAGAAAUUCGCCGUCGGUUUACCGGCCGCGAGGGCACGAAUGCACCUCUUCAACCUGAUUCUCAAGAACACGAAAAUCGAUAGGGAGCGCUUUGAUCUCGACUACCUCGUCCGCGUCUCCGCGGGCAUGAGCGGGAGUGAUAUCAAGGAGGCGUGUCGGGACGCCGCGAUGGGGCCGGUGCGGGAGCUUAUUCGGAAUAAGAAGGCGAGGGGGGAGGCGAUGCGUGCGGUUGACGCGAAGGAGGUUAGGGGAUUAAGGACGGAAGAUUUUUUUGGGCGGAAAGGGGGGGUGAGGCAGAUGCGCGAACCGGAUGACGUGCCGGCGGAUGUGCAGGAGGUGGAUGGGGAUAGGGAUGGGGAUAGUGGGGGGAGGAGCAGUGGAGAGGGGAGUAGUGCGAGCGAGGAGGAAUUCGUCGAGUCGAGCGCGCGAUAA
Coniosporium apollinis CBS 100218 is the source of this 1257-nucleotide messenger RNA. RefSeq lists its product as uncharacterized. The transcript is spliced from 3 exons. Bases 1 to 1257 code for a protein of 418 amino acids. Gene Ontology annotation, molecular function: ATP hydrolysis activity; ATP binding. Gene Ontology annotation, cellular component: mitochondrial outer membrane. The record is from RefSeq and is a predicted model, not a curated record. Lineage: Eukaryota; Fungi; Ascomycota; Dothideomycetes.